This is a messenger RNA of Anoplopoma fimbria (sablefish), 3734 nucleotides long. RefSeq names its product zinc finger, CCHC domain containing 7 (gene zcchc7). The record is from RefSeq and is a predicted model, not a curated record. The coding region runs from base 379 to 2346 and encodes 655 amino acids. The transcript is spliced from 10 exons. Lineage: Eukaryota; Metazoa; Chordata; Actinopteri; Perciformes; Anoplopomatidae. Gene Ontology annotation, molecular function: nucleic acid binding; zinc ion binding.
CCUGUAUUCAGUGCGAUAGUUCAACUUCCACCAAGCCGAUGUGCUUUGUUGGCCAGUAGUUUGGUGCUCUCAUUCUUUGAGUUAACAGAUACAACACAACUAACACGAGAGUCUGUAUGUACCCAUACAGCCCUGUGCACAGCUUUAAUUAGGCAGAAUAAGUGAACACACCUGUGCUCGGGGACCAUGGCUGUGCUGGGGCUUCAUGUUCCACCACUGUAAAACACAGUCGGUCAUUUGUCAGCUCCAGGUCUCUGUGCGACAAACUUCAAAGCUGUCGCUCUCCCCUCGCCAGCCGUUCGCUUCAUCUCCAUCUCCUUUGGCGUGAGCGUUGGUAGGGUGUGCGCAUGUGUGUGCAGCCGGGUGUACUUUGGGGUGAUGUACUGUGCGUACCAGGAUUGGAAGGAGGUGGAGGAUGAUCUGUAUCAAGAAGAUGACGGAGACUCUGAGGGGUCGGAGGCCAACAGCGAGCUGGAGUUCCACCUCUACAGCCAGCUCCACUACUCCUCGAAUGCCGGGGCGCUGGAGGAGCAGGAGGACAAGGUGGAGACGGCGGAGGGCCAGGACAGCCAGCAGCCUGAGGCGCCCGUGAAGACAGAAGAUGUCGACGGAGAACGGGAACAAACUGAAGAAAGUAGGCCUCCGUCUCCGGAUUUGGACAAGUUACUGCAGUACCUGAAGAAGCAGAAGGAGAAGAAGCGACAGAAACUCGAUAAACAGAAGACGGUUAACCCUAAAGGUCAGAGGUCGUCUUCAUCAUAUAUCGAGGAGGUCAUCGUGAUCGACUCCAGCCCGGAUGUCAUCUCCAUCUCCGAGGAUGACGAUGAAGGGGUCUGCGCCUUAAAGGGCCGAAGCGCACACCGGAUGCAGACUUCCACCCCGGCCCCACAGAGAACCCAGAAAAGGAGUCUCAGUGCGCCGGUGACUGUGGACUCCAGCAGCUCAGGGUCCGGCUCAGAAGAGUCGGAAUCCCAGUCCAGCUCUGACUCGUCAGAUUCAGAUGAUUUGGAGAACUGGAUGCUCCUGGGCCGAGGGAAUCAGGACGGAGACCAUAGCAUCUCGCUCAACCUGGAGGGAGGCUCCGACAGCAAAGAAGAUGCUGAAGAAAGAGAAAGCGGCUGGUUGGUUUCGAGCAGGGACAAGGAGGCUCGGAUCUAUAACAAAGACAAGGGUGUCAGGCUGACGUCACAUCGGAUGUCAAACAGAUACUACACCGACAAGAACGUCCAGUGUAGGAACUGCAGCAAGAACGGACAUCUCUCCAAGAACUGCCCUGAGCCCAAAAAGUUGCCGCCCUGCUUCCUUUGUGGCAAUCCAGGCCACAUGGCCAGUGGAUGUCCCAAUAAGCACUGCAACAACUGCGGCCUACCGGGACACCUCUACAAUUCCUGCAGCGAGAGACCGUACUGGAACAAGCGGUGCGAUCGCUGCGGCAUGAUGGGGCAUUUCUUCGACGCCUGUCCAGAGAUCUGGAGACAGUACCACAUCACAACGAAGGCGGGUAUUCCCACGAGGCAGCGGAGCGAGGACCGGGGUCGGACACAGCCACAGCGGUCCUACUGCUACAACUGCUCCAGUAGAGGACACUUCGGCCACGUGUGUACAUGGCAGAGGAAUUUCAACAGGACGUUUCCCACCGUCCCGUUCAUCAACCGCUACGACACGAGGAAGGACGUCAGUAGCACAGAAAAGUGGAUAGCGUCGAAGGCUAAAGAACUGAAGAAAAACGGCUUUCUCCAGGGCAGCUCUCAGACCCCUCUCACUCCAGGACCGCCAAAGAAGAAACAGAGAGUCGACCAUCACAACAACCACCACUACCAGGCGAACCACACACCUCGCCAGAGCACCAACCACCACAAACGCAACCACAUCUUUUUCAACGACGACCACGUCUUUGGGGCCGCAGCGCCCAAAACCAAAAAGAACAAUAAGCCCAAGCAACAGAAAACCACCAGCAAUGUGAAACCAUGGAAACCCAAGAGACCGGUUCCCGCCUCCAAAGACCCUCUCCCAAAGAAGGCUAAGCUCAUCGUGGAUGAAGCGCAGGACUUUCCCAGAGGCGGAGGCAGAGGCGAGGAUAUGGAGAAGAAGAAGAAGAAGAAGAAGGGGGCGAGGAACAGGAAAAAAGCUCCUUCAGCGCCGCCAGAAGUGCACAGAGAGGGAAGGCCGGACCGUCUCCAAUGGACUGUGACCGGAGAGAUGCAGGGGUCGGAGUCGAAGCAGCAGAAGGGGAAGAAGAACAAGAAGAAAAGAGCGAAGAAGAACGGCAACAAAAACGCCGAAGCGCAGAUGUACCCGACGGACGAGAACCUGUUCAUCAUCAAACAGAGGAAAGGCCGCAGAUAGCGUAGGUUCUUGUGAGGCGAAGGGCGUCUGCAUACACAGUUUGUUUUCAUGACUUUUAGGGAUGUCUCAAGACAUUUUGCUGACUCAGGUCUUGCCGCGAAAGCAGUCAGUGCUGCUUUGAAGGGUUCAUCUGCCUUUUUUUUUUUACUCUAGAGGUUUUGACACAGCACAGUAGGAAAAGCAAAGAUGUAAAAAAAAAAAAAAAAAAAAAAAAUGCAAUGAAUGUUUCUGCUUCAGAUUCAGGGGCCAUUGUGCAUGCCGACUCACUGUCACUCUGUUGGGGCCUUACUGGGACAUUUUGGAUAGAACGGGAGAGGUUCACAAUUUUACAAGUCUGUUUUAAAGCUAUAGUCAGGUGUUGGUGUGAACAUUCAAGACAAUCUAACGGCAGUUUGUGAAAUAGUCACGAAAUGCAAUCUAUCAGCGGAUUGUCCUUUUUUUUUUUUUUUUCUUACUUACUUUCUGGACAACAUCAGUUAAAAUUUAAAGUUUGGUUUAGGCAACAAAACAGCUUAGUUAGGCUUAGGAAAAACAUCACGGUUGGGCUUAAAAUAACUUCAUACAUUUAGGUUAAGGCAACAAAACCACUUCAAUAAAACACACAACGUGGUGUCAAACACCAGUCUUUCAGCUGAAAGUCCUGUCUGUUGGACCCUUCCACCUCCCGUUAAGCCCACCAAUAGUCGUCAUUUUGGAUAUUAUGAAGUACAUCACUUGCUCUGACUGUUUCUUCGUCUCGUGGAUGCAUUUCAUUUGUGUGUCCAAAUCAAAUAAGGCUACUAAUUGACUUUCAGUUGGCAUUAUUUUCAUCACAAGCAACACGAAAAAACAGACAAUUUGUGUCCCUGUACACAAAACUAAUAAGUAAGUGAUGGGAGACAUUAUUCACAGUUUAGUGUUUUGUGCAAAAAUGUAUUUCAAAGUGUAUCUGAAACUUCUGCAGUGUGAGUUAGACAAAUCAAGUAGAUUCCUUUCAAAAGUACAAGAAAAAACUUUUUUUGGUACAAUCUCUACACUGCAGCUCAACAGGAAAACUUCUGAAUACAUUUUGUUCAAAGGGAUGUACUUUGGAAGCGCUUUUAACAGGAGGGAUUAAAAUUGUGAAGCUAUCCUUUUAAUGUUAUUAUUUCCAGCUGUGAUUUUCCUACUAUGUUGAGUCAAAAUCUCUGCUGAGAAAUAAGGGCUGCAUUUUUUCAGUUCAGUCGUUAUUUAAGACAUCUCGGCUGUUCUAACGGGCGGCGGCAAAUAAUUGAGUUGCCUUAACUAAUCAGUUAUUAGUAGAUUGUUUGAUUAGUAAUGGUAAAGAGGAUCUAUUGAUGUCAUCGUUAUCAUAUUCUCUCAUUUCGUUGUUCACAUAAUUUGAAUUAAAAACAAACUCUGCUCUUUGA